Messenger RNA from Ilex paraguariensis (yerba mate), 3132 nucleotides. The record is from the annotation of a GenBank genome assembly. NCBI's taxonomy places the organism in Eukaryota, Viridiplantae, Streptophyta, Magnoliopsida, Aquifoliales, Aquifoliaceae.
UAAUCAAAUUCUCAAGCCUCCCAUGUUCCUUACAUGGGCGUGAACGCCGCUUCUCUCCUCAGUCAUCUUCUCCGCAGCACCCACAAGUCCACCUCACUCCCCACAGACGCCAAAACAUUAACCAAAACAAUCCUCUCUCACCUCAACACCGGCCGCCUCGGAAAAGCCGUGUCCAUUCUCUUCGCCUUUCCAGAAUCUUUCGAUUUUUCUCUCUACGCUCAUCUCUUCAAAAUUUGCGCUUCAAAUCGAGCCAUUGUCGAGGUCCGAAAGCUUGAGUCUCAUUUGUUCACAUUCAAUCCAUACCCACCAGUUUUUUUGUUGAAUAGGGCCAUUGAGGCCUAUGGAAAAUGUGGGUGUUUGGAUGAUGCUAGAGAGUUGUUUGACGAAAUGCCUCACAAAGAUGGCGGGUCUUGGAAUUCGCUGAUUAUCGCAUAUUCCCAAAAUGGGUUUCCUGAGAAAGCGUUAAAUUUGUUUCUUAAUAUGAACAAUGGCGGAAUAAUCGCUAAUGAGAUUACAUUUGCUAGUGUUCUUGGGUCUUGUGGUGAUGUUUUGGCUCUUUGUUUUUCGAGGCAAAUACAUGGGCUUGUUUUGAAAUAUGGGUUUUGUGGGAAUGUGAUUCUAGGGAGUUCACUUGUGGAUAUAUAUGGGAAAUGCAGGAUCAUGAGUGAUGCAAGGAGAAUGUUUGAUGAAAUCGAGAACCCGAAUGCCGUUUCUUGGAAUGUGAUUGUCAGGAGGUAUUUUGACAUGGGUGAUGGAAAGACUGCUGUGUUUAUGUUUUUUGAGAUGAUCAAGACAAAUCUAAGGCCAUUGAGUUUUACGGUGUCAAAUGCCCUUAUUGCCUGUACAAGUAUUUAUGCACUUAAGGAAGGGGUUCAAAUUCAUGGAGUUGCUAUUAAGAUUAAUGUUGAAGAAGACGAGAUUGUUUCAAGCUCUCUCAUUGAUUUGUAUGCAAAAUGUGGAGAAUUGGUGAGUGCUCACAUCAUUUUUGACCUUCCUAGUUCGAAAAAUUUGAUUAAUUGGACAUCCAUGGUUUCGGCAUAUGCAAUGAGUGGGAGAACUCGAGAGGCAAGGGAGCUCUUUAAUGAAAUGCCAGAGAGGAACGUGAUCACAUGGAAUGCAAUGUUGACAGGGUACAAGCAUUCUUGUCAAUGGGAAGAGGCUUUGGAUUUUGUUUUUCUGAUGCGCAAAGUGACUAGAGAUGUUGACCAUGUCACUCUUGGAUUGAUCCUUAAUCUGUCCGCUGCCCUUUUAGAUGUUGAAUUGGGGAAACAAGUACAUGGAUUUGCCUAUAGGCAUGGUUUUCACUCCAAUCUUCUUGUUGGCAAUGCCCUUCUAGACAUGUAUGGAAAAUGUGGGACCUUGAGAAGUGCUAGAUAUUUGUUCUAUGACCUGAUUGGUUCACGAGACAAGGUUUCUUGGAAUUCUCUGCUGACUAGCUAUGCCCAUCAUCAGAUGAGUGAAGAAGCAAUAUUGUUGGUCUGGAAGAUUCUAGGGGAGACAACACCAAGUAAGUAUACAUUUGGAACUCUUUUGGCUGCUUGUGCAAAUAUUUUUGCACUUGAGGCAGGCAAACAAAUCCAUGGCUUUAUGAUUAGAAAUGGUUAUGAGAUAGAUAUUGUUGUCAGAGGAGCUUUACUUGACAUGUACUCCAAAUGCCGUUGUCUUGAGUAUGCUCUCAAGGUCUUUAAAGAGGCAACUGCACGUGAUCUGAUUCUGUGGAACUCCAUUCUGUUGGGAUGCUGUCACAAUAAAAAGGGUGAAAAGGUACUUGAACUGUUUGAGUUGAUGGAGAAGGAGGGUGUCGUCAAGCCUGACCAUAUCACCUUUAAAGGUAUCUUGCUUGCUUGUAUUUGUGAGGGUCGUGUUGAGUUGGCUAGGCAUUAUUUUAACUUAAUGAGCCAGCAAUACUGUAUAAUACCUCGGCUGGAGCACUAUGAGUCCAUGAUUGAGCUUUAUAGUCGGUAUGGGUUCAUGGAUGAGCUCAAGGAUUUUGUUAAGAAGAUGCCCUUUGAGCUCACUGCUCCAAUGUUGACUAGAGUGUUUGAUGCCUGUCGAGAAUACAGGUGUUCCAGGUUAGGAAAAUGGGCAGCUGAUCGACUUAAUGAAUUGAAUCCUACAGUUCCAUUCCGUUUCGAAAUCAUGGAUAAGACCUGAUUGGGUAUAGGAUGUCCUAUAUAUGUUUUUGGUGGAAGUGAAAUAUACCUUAUAUAGAGGUAGGUUGGCAAUUUCACUAAUGCUAUUAGGACAUAAUUUAGGGAAUUAAUGCAUUGUGACAAUUGGAUUGAUAGUAGAGUGCGUUCAAUGCUGGAACCUACUGACAAUCCAAUGACUACAAUCAUUAAGUCCCCAAAUUAUGUCUCAAUAUCAUUGCUCUAGUAAUUUAGGCUCCCAAUCUUCAAGGUGCUACCCUAUGAUAGGUGGAGGUGGUCGGCUGACCUAUAGGAAUGCCGCUUUCUUGCAGAAGAGUAAAUCCUUCUUGAUAGGAGGAAUGCACCAAGGUGGCAAUUGAAAGCCACAAUCUUGAUCAAAGGUUAUCCCUUGUGGUUGUUGACUUGUGAUGUUGGCAUGGGUGUGUUUCUGGCCCUGGAAGUGCUGCCUCAGCUCAGUCCUCAAGGACAAGGUUAAUACAGGAAUGCCGAGGUCGAGCUGAAAUGGCUUUUUAUUGUCCAAUCAAGGACUGCCUGGCACUUCAUCAUCAACAGAGUUUUGCCACGUCAAACACUUCAUUGCUUAGAGAAGAAACUGUCAAGGGACACCCUCAAGAAUACCCCUCUCAUGUUCCUGUACAGGUUAAUCUUCCUGCAUUGGGAAGAUGUGAUGAUAGUUCUCUGAUCAAAAUAUGAACUUUUGAAGCUAUAAGCAUAGAUGUACAUCAUCACAGAAGAAAAAAAGUAUCUAUAAAAUUUCUCCAUCUAGAAUUGUUUUGGCUGGAACGUUUGAUUGUUAAGCUCUAACCUCAUCUAAAUGGGUGAAAGCUACAACUACAGUCUACAGUCUACAGGACUACUGUGAAGUAGUUACCAAGCUGUAAAUAACAACACUGAAGGAUUUGUUAUAGCAGCUGAUUUCAUUGAAUGAAGAGGAACUAGAGGCAUCAUAUAAACUUUUUUUGCUCCAUUCUAGAAAAACUAG